Molecule: messenger RNA, 1140 nt
Organism: Euleptes europaea (tarantolino)
Lineage: Eukaryota; Metazoa; Chordata; Lepidosauria; Squamata; Sphaerodactylidae
Product: ethanolaminephosphotransferase 1-like
Exons: 10
Coding region: 1-1119 (372 amino acids)
Biological process (GO): phosphatidylethanolamine biosynthetic process
Cellular component (GO): Golgi apparatus; endoplasmic reticulum membrane
Molecular function (GO): ethanolaminephosphotransferase activity
Source: RefSeq, a predicted model, not a curated record
AUGACGUCUAAGUACAGAGCUGUGGAUUCGAACCCUUUAUCUGUAUAUAUUAUGCAGCCAUUAUGGAACAGAAUUGUAAAGAUAGUGCCCUUGUGGAUUGCUCCCAAUCUUUUAACCCUCACAGGAUUUCUGAUGAUUUUGAUUCAUUGUUUUAUAUUAUCUAUUUAUGACUGGGACUACACUGCAUCAGGAUCCAGUCCUGGGUUCAUUCCAACAUGGGUUUGGGGUUUCGGUGCUUUUGCCACCUUUUUCGCUUACUCUUUAGAUUGCAUAGAUGGAAAGCAUGCUCGAAGAACUCAGUCCAGUACCCCGCUGGGAGAGCUGUUUGACCAUGGACUAGACAGCUGGGCUACCUCAAUUUUUGCCCUUUCUUUUUUUUCAAUCAGUUCCCGUGAUACUGAAAAAGGUGGAGUUUCUGUGUCCACCAUGUAUUUAUUGUUAAUUGUUCUAUUACUAAAUUUUAUGUUUUCACACUGGGAAAAAUACAACACAGGAGUUCUUUUUCUUCCUUGGGGAUAUGAUAUAAGCCAGUUGGUUACAGCUGGCAUGUAUCUGCUGACUGCUGCUUUUGGAGUAGAAGCUUGGCAAAAGCCUUUAAUAUUUGGUUAUUAUCUCUCAGAUACAUUAAUAAUGCUUCUUAUAGUCUGCUGCAUAUUUAUUUCCAUUCCACAGUCGCUCUACAACAUUCACCUAGCAUAUGAAAAGAAAACACUACUGAGGGAUUCUUUGUAUGAAGGACUGCUACCACUGUUGUCUCCUAUGCUGCUCUUUACACUCCUUACCAUCUGGGCAUUUUCAUCACCAUGUGAAAUACUGGAAAAACAAACCAGAAUGUUCCUAUGGAUGGUUGGAGUUGUGUUUUCAAAUGUUACUUGCAGGAUGAUAAUUUGCCAGAUGACUAACACAAGAUCCGAAGUGCUUCAUUGGCUUUUGAUCCCAUUAGCUGUCAUGGUCUACACAUCAAUUGCUGGGUUUCAAGGCAAAUUGGAAGAACCAAUACUUGCAGCAUUUACCAUCUUCGUCACAGCUGUUCAUGUCCACUAUGGAGUUUGUGUGGGGAAACAGCUGAGCCAACAUUUCAAUAUCUACAUCUUUUCCUUGAAGAAAUACACUAAAUAAAUUUGGAAUCUAUUGCUACAA